Messenger RNA from Lathyrus oleraceus (garden pea), 1263 nucleotides. RefSeq lists its product as uncharacterized. The transcript has a single exon. NCBI's taxonomy places the organism in Eukaryota, Viridiplantae, Streptophyta, Magnoliopsida, Fabales, Fabaceae. The coding region runs from base 1 to 1263 and encodes 420 amino acids. Gene Ontology annotation, molecular function: aspartic-type endopeptidase activity. Gene Ontology annotation, biological process: proteolysis. The record is from RefSeq and is a predicted model, not a curated record.
AUGCCUUACACUUCAGAUAAAGCGGUCCCCUACCACUAUGCAGCAACUAUUAUUGAGAACGGUAAAGAGGUCGAGAUUAAAACCUUAGCCUCAGUUACCAAUAUCCCAACAAAUAGCCGAAUGACGCGCAGUGGCUGCGUGUUCGCUCCGCCGGUUAUCCCAAGUAGAAAUGUUGAGAAAGAUCCAGUAGUCGUGGUACCAGUGACAAGAGAAGCAGAAGGGCAAACAAGCAAUUCAACCCUUGAUAAAGAAACAGAUGAACUACUUAGAAUUAUCAAGCUCAAUGACUACAAAGUGGUAGAUCAGUUGCUACAGACACCGUCAAAAAUCUCGAUCCUGUCCUUAUUAUUGAAUUCAGCUGUCCAUAGAGAAGCACUACUGAAGGUGCUUGAUCAAGCCUUUGUAGAACAGGAUAUAACAGCAGAGCAGUUCAACAAUGUUGUAGGCAGCAUCACUUCGUGCAAUGGCUUAGGCUUUUGUGAUGAAGAACUGCCAGAAGAAGGAAAGAAUCACAACUUCGCUCUCCAUAUCUCAGCCAAUUGUCAAGGGGAUUCUUUGUCUAAUAUCCUAAUUGACACCGGUUCAUCUCUGAAUGUCAUGCCCAAGUCUACCUUGGUGAAGCUAAAGUACAAAGAAGGGCAAAUGCGGCACAGUGGAAUUAUUGUGAAAGCGUUCGAUGGAUCAAGAAAAUCAGUCAUUGGAGAAGUUGAUUUGCCUAUUGGUAUUGGACCACAUGUAUUCCAGAUCACUUUCCAGGUUAUGGAUAUAGUGCCAGCUUAUAGCUGUCUGCUCGGACGCCCAUGGAUUCAUGAGGCGGGUGCCAUUACAUCCACGUUACACCAGAAGUUAAAAUUUUUCAAGAAUGGGCAAAUAGUGACGGUUAAUGGGGAGCAGGCUAUGCUGAUUAGCCACCUUUCAUCGUUUAGUGUGAUAGAAGCAGACGAAACGGCUGUUCAAACUCCAUUUCAGGGCCUGACCAUCGAUGAUUACAAGAAAAGUGAAGGUUCAAUCGCGUCAUUCAAAGACGCCCAGCAGAUUGUCAAGACAGGUCCUACAGAAAUGUGGGGCAAGGUGAUAGAGUUGCCAGAAAACGUUAACCAUGCAGGAUUAGGCUUUGUUGAUGAAAAAAAAGUGCAGACUUCAGUGGUGCGACCUUUCAAAGAUAUCUUUCACAGCGGUGGGUUUAUCAACAUGGUAGCAGUUGAGGAGGAUACUUUUGAGGGAAAGACAGAAGACGAAGGCCCCAGAUUUGUGACACCAUGA